Molecule: messenger RNA, 627 nt
Organism: Opisthocomus hoazin
Lineage: Eukaryota; Metazoa; Chordata; Aves; Opisthocomiformes; Opisthocomidae
Source: RefSeq, a predicted model, not a curated record
AUGAACAAGACAGAAUUCAUCACUCUUGCGGGAUUUGCCGUAUCGCUGCUGUUCCACAUGACCCAGACUGAAGGCUGUCCUCCCUCCUGCAGCUGUAAGUCUCUGGGAGAAACGAAGGGUUUGCAGAUCGACUGCAGCUCAAGGGAGCUGACGGAAGUGCCUGCCCUGCCCGUUAACACCAGGAGGCUUUAUCUGCAGAACAACAGCCUGACCUCGGUUCCUGCCGGUGCCCUGGACAGCUUGCACAGCCUGGAGGAAGUGCAACUAUUUGACAACCCUUGGAACUGUGACUGUCAUAUUCUGUAUCUAAAACUAUGGUUAGAAGAUGUCUCCGCACCCUCUCUUGAAAACGUCAGAUGCGCAACCCCAGCUCCCGUGAGGACGAAGCCCUUGAGGCAGCUGACUGGGAACGAGCUGGGAAUUUGUAAGAGGCUUCUCCCGACCAAGUGUCUUGAGUUCUUUUGGCGAGACCUCAUUUUAAUUGCUGGAGCAAUAAUUACACUUAUUUUAGUAGCAUGGGCUCUGAAAUACUCAAAAAAGCUGGUCUUCCAAAUGAACCUAAGCCGAUAUGACUCCAGGGGCCCACUGCUGGGGAGGCAUACCUCCAAAACCCACAAGAUACAAUGA